AUGAGUAGAAACUUCAAAUUCAAACCAAAACCUUUAAAAACCUUGAAAUACGAACAACCUAAAACACAAUUACUCUUUGAGUUAUUCACCAUCGGCUCAGUUAUAAAGAGACUACCUGCCCAUUUACCUUUUCCAGAAGUGUCCAAAAUGCCAACUGUCGUUCAUUGGUUCCGCUUAGAUUUAAGAUUGCAUGACAAUCUUGCACUGAGAAAUGCAAUCAACGAAGCUGAAAAUCGUAAACAUAUUUUGAGACCAGUAUAUUUCUUAAACCCUGACAGUAUACAUAACAUAGGUACAAAUAGGUUGCGGUUUCUUAUACAAAGUUUACAAGAUUUAGAUGCGAACUUACGUAAGCUCAACACCCGUCUAUAUAUUAUAAAGGAUACAGCUAUUAAUUGCUUACCUAAACUGUUUCAAAAGUGGCAAGUCAAAUUUUUGACAGUACAAGUAGAUAUUGACCCUCACCUUGUAGAUCAAGAUGAUGCUAUUGAGAAAGUUGCUGAAGAAAAUGAUAUUUUUAUAGUCAAAAGGGUUCAACACACAGUUUAUGAUGUCCAUAGUGUUCUAAAAAAGAAUAAUGGCAGUGUACCAUUGACAUAUCAAAAAUUUCUUUCAUUGGUACAGGAUAUGCAAGUUAAAGAAACAAUAGAUAUUAAUAAGCAAAUAUCGGAGUGCUGUAAGGCUGAAGAUUAUAAUUCUAAAGAAUAUGAUGUACCAACUUUAGAAGAAAUUGGUGUUGAUGAGUCAACUUUAUCUGAAUGUAAAUAUCCAGGUGGGGAAACUGAAGGCUUAAAAAGACUUAAUGUGUAUAUGUCAAGAAAGCAGUGGGUUUGUAAAUUUGAAAAGCCUAAUUCAUCACCAAAUAGUAUUGAACCUAGCACAACAGUCUUAAGUCCUUACCUCAGUCAUGGUUGCCUUUCGUCAAGAUUGUUUUAUCACAAACUUAAAGACGUUGAAAAUGGAAUGCUGCACACACAACCACCUGUGUCACUUUUAGGACAGUUGAUGUGGAGAGAAUUUUAUUACACAGCAGGUGCAGGCACUGAAAACUUUGAUAGAAUGGUUGGCAAUAAACUUUGUACACAAAUACCUUGGGGUGAGAAUACUGAACACCUUAGAGCGUGGGCUGAAGGGAGGACAGGCUAUCCUUUCGUAGACGCCAUUAUGCGUCAGUUGAAGCAAGAAGGAUGGAUUCACCACUUAGCUCGACACAUGGUUGCUUGUUUUUUAACGAGGGGUGACUUAUGGAUUUCUUGGGAAGAAGGAGCUAAAGUAUUUGAGAAUUACCUUCUUGACUAUGACUGGUCAUUAAAUGCUGGUAAUUGGAUGUGGCUUUCUGCAUCUGCAAUCUUUUAUAAAUAUUUUAGAGUUUACAGCCCUGUUGCAUUUGGGAAGAAAACUGAUAAAGAUGGCUUGUACAUUAGAAAGUAUGUUCCAGAGUUAAAAAAAUAUCCAAGUGAAUAUAUUUAUGAGCCCUGGAAGGCACCUAAAUCUAUACAAACUAAAGCUGGAUGUGUGGUGGGUAUUGGGUAUCCAAAACGCAUUGUUGAUCAUGACAAAAUUCAUAAAGAAAAUAUGCAAAAAAUGUCCUUAGCCUAUAAGAAUAAUAGAGAAAAGAAAGCUAUGAAGAGACCAAGGUCAUAA
Molecule: messenger RNA, 1644 nt
Organism: Parnassius apollo (apollo)
Lineage: Eukaryota; Metazoa; Arthropoda; Insecta; Lepidoptera; Papilionidae
Source: the annotation of a GenBank genome assembly